Messenger RNA from Ficedula albicollis (Collared flycatcher), 2584 nucleotides. It is a transcript of the gene CCDC148, whose product is annotated as coiled-coil domain containing 148. The transcript is spliced from 16 exons. The record is from RefSeq and is a predicted model, not a curated record. Bases 403 to 2220 code for a protein of 605 amino acids. NCBI's taxonomy places the organism in Eukaryota, Metazoa, Chordata, Aves, Passeriformes, Muscicapidae.
GGCGUGUGAGGAAUCAUAGAUGUAGGAAAGAAAAGCCAAUCUCCCUAAAAGCGCUGUAACGCACUUCAAUACCAGACUUUGGGCGUGUUAAAUGCUUGAUAACUUUUUUGCAUCCCGUGUCUGUCCUGAACUCGCCAUCUCGGCGUGUCUCAGGUCCUGGCUGGGGCCGUUCCUCUCCGUGAGCCCCCGAGCAGACCGCUCCGGUGUACCCCAGGUGUGACUGCUUUUCCAUUCGCUCAUUCCUCUGCUCCCGCCCUGCAGAUACUGAAAUUAUGAAGGUUUGGUGAAAAAAGCAUCUGGAGAAGAGGGUGAUGCUCAUGGCAGGCUAACACAACACCUGAGCAGCUGUUUAGUGCUCACAUGGGGAGUUAUUUAGGUAAAAAAUAUACAUAAAAAAUAAUAAUGGGUGAACUGGACCAUGGAACACUGUUUUCAGAUCACAGGAUUAGUGGUGGAGACAAUUUGGUGGUUCCUGCAAGAAAUGCUCUUUGCAGCCAGAAGUACAAACCUGUUGACUACGAGCAUCUGUAUGAACUUGCUGCAGAGGCAAAAAUGGCCUCUGCACAAAUUCAGUUAAAGAUUAAAAAAGCAGAGCAAGUUUCAAAAAUUAGCAAAGAGCAAAUGCUGCUGAAACAGCAUCAUCAGGUGUGGUGGCAAGAGUAUAAAAGACUGAGUGAGAGCAGGCAAAAAGCAGAAGAAGAAAUGAAAAAUUUUCUUGAUGAAGAAAGCCAUAAGAACAGCUCUUUUUGUGAUUUGAGGAACUUGGCGCAGAAAUUGUCCAGGGAGAGGGACAUUUAUCAAACAAGUGCUUUAGCUCCUGUCUGGCAGCUAAAGGAGGAUUUGAAGCUCACACUGACUAAAAUGCAGCGUUACCUCUCAAAAGAAUCUUGUCAGAAACCCAAGAUCAAUUCAGCUGAGGUCUUACAGCAGAUCAAAUUUAUGAAGAAGCAACAGAAGGCAAUUUUGGAAGGUCUCAUCCUUGAAAGUCUGGCUUUGGAAAGAGAGCUGGAAAAGUUCAAAGAAAAUGCAUCAGUGUGCUCCUCUGAAGAGAAAGGUGGGCUUUUCCUGGCAGUCCCUGCCGAGCUGCUGGCUCUGGAGUGCCCUUUCCCCGAGCUGAAGGCCCUGGUGAUGGAGCAGUACCAGGAGCUGGCCAGCGGCUACCGGCAGCAGCUGCGGGAGGUGGAUGAGCAGCUGCAGGCUCUGUCCAGGAACAGUGACUGGAAGGAAGAAGAUCAGUGGGUUUUCCAGACUGUUAUCAAUCAGUACCCAAGUGAUCUUCAGAGGAGGAGAGCUUUGUACCUGGAUAUGCUGCAGAGGUAUCUUCCCCACAGAUCCAGGCAGGAGCUGGUUGUUCAGGAGAAGGCUUGGGAUCGUGUCCAUUCCAUCAGGAAGCAGCGCAGAGCCUUGCUGUUAGCCUGGGCUCAGCUUAGGAAAGCCUUUGUCCUCAGGGCACUGGCAACUGCUGCUGAGGCUGCUGCUGCUCACGAGGCAGAAGUGCUGCUGGCUGAUUCCAGGCAAAAGCAACUGGAGAUCUGUGCUGAUCUGAAAGCAAAGGUUCUACAGUGGAAAGCACAGCAGGAAGAAGCUGCUAAACUAGAAGCUGCUGUGGCUGCCAGAAGAAAAGAAAAGGAAGAUGAGAGAGAAAGGCUACAGAGAGAACAGGAAACCAUGCGUAGAGCUCAGGAUAAAGAGAAACUGAAAAAAUACUGGGCUGAGAAAGAGCUCAAGUGGCAAGAACAGGAGGAGAGAGAUCUACAACAUCUGGAGGAAUUGAGAAAAUUAAUGGCUGAACAAGCAGCCAAAGACAGAGAAAGGGUGCGGUUCCGCCGGGCCCUGCAGGAGCGGCGGCAGCAGCAGCAGCGGGAGCUGGCCCUGCGCCGGGAGCAGCAGCAGCAGCGCAGGGAGCAGCGCCUGGCAGCGCUGCGGCAGCAGGUCGCCGUUGUUGCCAGAGCAGACCCGGCAAGAGCAGUGGCGGACACGGUGGCGUCCAGAGCUCGGAUGGGCGUUGGGAGCAAGGAGGAGUUUGAGCUGCAGCAGCCCCUGUUCAGGCUGCACACCUUCAGUGAAGAGCAGGUCAUUUCUGACCCCAGGCUCCGCGUGGAACUCGCUCUCCGAGAAGCUGGGCUGCAUAAAACACUUUAUGCAAGAGAGGUUUUGUCAAAACUUCUACCACCGAAGCUUCCAAGGAGAGACAUGGAAUCUAGAGCUUUUAACAUGUAGAGCACCUCUCAUCUGAGGGGCAGAGGAGCAUCAGGGGUCUGGUCUGGUCCCCAAUAUGCAAAGCUUGAAUCAAUUCCCUUUGGUGUGUCCCAGAAGUGCUCAGUUCCCCGUGUGUGCAGCCAUUCUGAGCUGUGCAGUGCCGCUCUGCACCUGCCUGGUGCAGGGGAGCUGGCUGUGUGCUGCUGUCCUGGGGCUGCCCAUGGCCCUUUCCACUGGGAGCUGGCACACCUUGCUUAAGGACUCCUGCACACAGCACAGCCAAUCUGAUGUGCAGCACCUGGAGUAGCAAUUCUUGGGAAUUAAUUGGCAGCAGAAGUCCAAAAUAGCUUUGCACAGCAGUUACUUUAGAUUUUAUUAUGUUACA